AUGUCCCUUUCACAACGCGUUGUCAUUAUCGGUGCCGGCAUCGUCGGCACAAACCUUGCCGAUGAACUGGUCUCCAGAGGAUGGACAGAUAUCACCGUUGUCGAGCAGGGCCCGCUGAACAUGCCUGGCGGGUCGACGUCACAUGCCCCCGGCCUCGUCUUCCAGACCAAUACCUCAAAAACCAUGACACACCUCGCACGCUACACGGUGGAGAAGCUUUUAUCGAUAGAGCAGGAUGGACAAAAGUGUUUCAACCAGGUGGGUGGGCUUGAGGUUGCCACCACACCAGCGAGACUUGAGGAGCUCAAGCGUAAGCUCGGAUAUGCCUCCGCGUGGGGGAUCGAGGCUCGUCUGGUGAGCGCCGAAGAGUGCUUCAAAAUGUACCCUCAUCUAAACCGCGGUAUGGUGCUGGGAGGAUUGCACAUUCCCAGCGACGGCCUUGCACUAGCAGCUCGUGCCACACGGCUCCUCAUUGAGCGCACGAGAAAGGCGGGCGUCAAGUACCUUGAACACACACCAGUUACCGCCAUUGAGCGCGCAGGGCCUCGCGUGACUGGAGUGACUACUUCCAGGGGAAGCAUCCCAGCAGACAUCGUGGUCUCCUGCGCCGGUUUCUGGGGUGUUGAGCUAGGAGCCAUGGUAGGCGUGCAGAUUCCUUUAUUGCCACUGGCACACCAAUAUGCGAAGACAACCGCUGUCCCUGCUCUCGCCGGACGUGAAAUAAACUCCCAGAUCAACGGCAUGAAUGCUACUCUUCCAAUUCUCCGACACCAAGACCAGGACCUUUACUAUCGCGAACACGGUGAACAGUAUGGUAUUGGAUAUUACGGACACCGUCCCAUGCCCGUUGUUGCUUCAUCAUUGGGCCUCACUCCAAAGCACGUCGACGAGCACAACAUGCCCUCUCGUCUCGAAUUCACAAAAGAAGACUUCGACCCAGCCUGGAAGGAAACACAAUCUCUUCUUCCUAUGCUUCAAGAAACCGAGAUCGCCGACGGCUUCAACGGUGUAUUCUCAUUCACCCCGGAUGGAGGUCCGAUUCUCGGCCAACCAUCCCAUCUCGACGGCUUCUAUGUAGCUGAAGCGGUGUGGGUCACCCAUUCAGCAGGUGUCGCCCGAGCUCUGGCUCAGAUCCUCACAACUGGACACUCUGAUAUUGAUGUCUCAGAAUGUGAGCUAUCCCGCUUCGAGGAAGUUCAGCUCAGUCCCGAAUAUGUGAGCGAGACAUCGCAGCAGAACUUUGUUGAGAUAUAUGAUAUUCUUCACCCGCUUCAACCGCGUGAGUCUCCUCGCAAGCUCCGUGUCAGUCCUUUCCACGCCCGCCAGCAAGAGCUCGGAGCAUUUUUCUUAGAAACCGGUGGAUGGGAGAGACCAUGGUGGUAUGAAGCGAACAAAGAACUAGUCAAGGCUCUCCCGGCAUCAUGGAAACCCGUCGACAGAGACGCUUGGUCAGCCCAAUUCCACUCACCCAUUUCUGCAGCCGAGGCGUGGAAGACACGAAAUGCAGUUGCCAUGUUUGAUAUGACUUCUUUCCAUCGAUUUGAGAUCUCCGGUCCUGGGGCCGUUCAAUUACUCCAACGGUUGACUACCGGUGACAUGACCGCCAAGCCAGGCAGCGUCACCUACACUCUUCUGCUCAAUAACAACGGUGGUAUUCGCGGCGAUAUCUUCGUAUCGAGACUACAAGAGGAUGUUUUCCAAAUCGGCGCAAACAGUGCCACCGAACUCGCCUAUCUAGAAAGAGAGGCGCGCCUCCAAGGCACGCACGCCAGCCAAUGGGCUCAAGUCCGCGAUAUCACGGGAAGCACAUGCUGCAUUGGUCUUUGGGGUCCGCGCGCACGGGAAGUCAUCGAGGGAAUCAGCGUAGAUGAUUUCUCUAACAAAGGCCUACCCUAUUUCGGCGUGAAGAAGACCAUUCUGGCCGGUAUCCCGGUAACAAUUAUCCGCAAAUCAUACGUUGGGGAGCUAGGCUGGGAAAUCCAAACUAGCGCCGAAUACGGCCAGCGACUCUGGGACACGAUCUGGCAAGCAGGGAAAUUGCACGGCCUAAUCGCUGGUGGUCGUAGUGCUUUCAACUCGCUCCGACUUGAAAAGGGGUAUCGGAUCUACGGUGCGGAUAUGACGACCGAGCACAACCCCUUCGAAGCCGGAGUCGCCUACGCUAUCGACUCGAAGAAAACCGACAACUUCGUCGGCAAGGAUGCUAUACAGCGUCUCUCAACACAGACACCUACCCGCCGUCUUCGGCCGCUGACUAUCGAUGAUGGUCGUUCCAUCGUCCUGGGCAAGGAACCUGUCUUCUAUAACGACAAGGCUGUCGGCUAUGUCACAAGUGCUGGAUUCGGGUACACGAUUGGCCAGCCUGUUGCCUAUGCUUGGCUUCCUGGUACCGUGAACGACGGCGAAGGUGUGGAGAUUGAAUACUUCGGCAAGAGGAUUCGGGCGACGGUUUCGACAGAGCCGCUAUAUGAUUCCGAAAUGAGUCGUCUCACUCAGGAUGCGACGGCUGUUUCGCCGGGAUCUCGGAAUGCUUUCAGAUCCAGACUUUAA
This is a messenger RNA of Penicillium nucicola, 2550 nucleotides long. RefSeq names its product GcvT family protein. The transcript has a single exon. Gene Ontology annotation, molecular function: protein binding; oxidoreductase activity. NCBI's taxonomy places the organism in Eukaryota, Fungi, Ascomycota, Eurotiomycetes, Eurotiales, Aspergillaceae. The coding region runs from base 1 to 2550 and encodes 849 amino acids. The record is from RefSeq and is a predicted model, not a curated record. Gene Ontology annotation, cellular component: mitochondrion.